AUGGAUGCGUAUGAUCGUAGCAACAAAGUGGAAAUUAAAAAUUUAAAUUCAUCCGCAGUGCAGUGCUCGCUGGGUUCGGGAAGAUUUGUGAAAGCUUGCGUUUUUGAUGCGAACAGGUUUAGAUGGUACCCCAUAGCUGUGUAUAGACGGAAUCAUGAUUUAACCUUCCUCCAAGAGAAAAGCAAAGAGAAGUACAACCCCAACUAUGGGUACGAGCCGUACUGGGCGGACGGCGACUGGGUGCUCACGCAGACGCCCUCGGGCUCCACGGAGCCGGGGCUCGCGUGUGGAGAGGAGUGCCAUGAUAUGUUCUACAAGUUUGGGCAAAUUUGCGGUAGAGGGAAGAACUACACACACAAAACUUUUGAGAACUACUGCGAGUUACUGAAUCAAGAUUGUACGGGGCGUGAGAAAUGGAUGAUAGCCUACCGAGGACCCUGUCAGGAGGAACUGAAGACCAGACCCACGAGACAAAAGGAUCUCAUUCCAAGAGCAGAGAAAUAUAUAAAAGACUUUGAAAUAAAUAAUCCUUCCACUGUGAAAUUAAAGUUUAAGACGCACCACAGCAGAACCAAAGCUCAUGCGUAAUCCAUAAAUACAUGUUGGAAGUUAUAUACUCAUUUGUAUUGUUCAAAUUACAGUUCACGGAAGUAUUUUAUACAAAUUUUGUUAAUAAUAAGUAUUUAUUUUAAUUUAUUAUUGAAAAGGAAAGGAAUAAAAAAAUACAUAUAUCCGCAGUCAACGUAUAAAUUGAAAAACUUUAUUUAUUAAUUUUUAUAAUAAAAUCGCGCAAUAAAAGUUUUCAUUUAAUGUAACAUGUUUAUGAGAGCGUUCUUGAUGCGAAAAAUUCGCUCGUUAAUUGUUAAUUACAGGCCGCUUACAACGAGUAAACGAUUAUUU
Messenger RNA from Colias croceus (clouded yellow), 900 nucleotides. RefSeq lists its product as uncharacterized. The coding region runs from base 1 to 588 and encodes 195 amino acids. Gene Ontology annotation, molecular function: protein binding. NCBI's taxonomy places the organism in Eukaryota, Metazoa, Arthropoda, Insecta, Lepidoptera, Pieridae. The record is from RefSeq and is a predicted model, not a curated record. The transcript is spliced from 5 exons.